Messenger RNA from Capsella rubella, 4406 nucleotides. RefSeq names its product condensin complex subunit 1. Gene Ontology annotation, cellular component: condensed chromosome, centromeric region; nucleus. Gene Ontology annotation, biological process: meiotic chromosome condensation; mitotic cell cycle; mitotic chromosome condensation. The coding region runs from base 60 to 4079 and encodes 1339 amino acids. Gene Ontology annotation, molecular function: histone binding. The transcript is spliced from 16 exons. Lineage: Eukaryota; Viridiplantae; Streptophyta; Magnoliopsida; Brassicales; Brassicaceae. The record is from RefSeq and is a predicted model, not a curated record.
AGUCGAUUUCUCUCUCUCUCUCUCUCUUCUCUGAGCAACGUCUCUCUCUCGAUAGAGAAAUGGCUCCUCCCUUUGUUUUCCCUCAAAUUCUGCGAGCCCUAGAAGAAGAUCCGGAAGACAAUCACCGCCUCUUCGCUCAAAAUAUCGUCGAUGUGACCUCUCUUCGCCCUUCCGAUCUUGAAGAGUUCGUCAAAGGUGUUUCCUUUGACUUAUCUGAUAGAGAACUCUUCUGCGUCGAAGAUCAAGAUGUUUUUGAUCGUGUCUACUCUUUGGUCAGGAACUUCUUCAGUCUUCCUCCAUCUUGCAAGUGCAAUCUUGUAGAAAGCCUCAGGUCCAAUUUAAGUGUUCUUCUUCCCAAUGUCGACUCGAUCUCCCGGUCUGUUCCGGAUCAGGAGGAUGAAGUUCCAAUCAUUGAUAGGAUCACCUCACAUCGCAAUGCCUUGAAAAUAUAUACUUUCUUUCUCCUCACUAUUGUUAUGACUGAAGAGGCACACAUCAGCUCCAUCGACAGCACAAAGGUUACAGCCCGAGGGAGGAAAAAGCAAGUUGUCCAGUCAUGGAACUGGGAACCUCAGAGGGGUAGGAUGCUCAAUUUGAUUGCAAAUUCUCUUGAGAUCAACCUAUCCUUGCUCUUUGGAUCAUCAGACCUGGACGAAAACUACCUCUCUUUCAUUGUCAAAAACUCCUUCACUCUUUUUGAGAAUGCCACAAUCUUAAAAGAUGCUGAAGCAAAAGAUGCACUGUGCCGCAUCAUUGGAGCAUCUGCUACAAAAUACCAUUACAUUGUGCAGUCAUGUGCCUCAAUCAUGCACCUGAUACACAAAUACGAUUUUUCUGUUGUCCAUGUUGCUGAUGCAGUUGCUAGAGCUGAAACUAAGUAUUCAGAUGGUACGCUGGCUGUGACAAUCAUUAGAGAUAUUGGAAGGACUGACCCAAAAUCCUAUGUUAAAGAUACAGUUGGGGCUGAUAAUGUGGGACGUUUCUUGGUCGAGCUUGCUGAUCAUUUGCCAAAACUAAUGUCGACAAAUGUUGGAGUUUUGGUCCCUCAUUUUGGUGGUGAAUCAUACAAGAUAAGAAACGCACUAGUUGGCGUUCUUGGAAAAUUAGUUGCAAAAGCAUUUAAUGAUGUCGAGGGAGAUAUGAGUUCCAAGUCCCUUCGUCUACGAACUAAGCAAGCUAUGUUGGAAAUUUUGCUCGAACGAUGUAGAGAUGUUUCAGCCUAUACAAGGAGCCGAGUUCUUCAGGUGUGGGCUGAACUUUGUGAGGAGCAUUCUGUUUCAAUUGGCCUAUGGAACGAGAUUGCAUCAAUAUCUGCUGGAAGACUGGAAGAUAAGAGUGCAAUUGUUAGAAAAUCCGCACUGAAUUUACUGAUCACAAUGUUGCAACAUAACCCCUUUGGUCCACAGCUUCGGAUAGCUUCAUUUGAAGCAACCCUGGAGCAGUAUAAAAGAAAAUUGAACGAGCUUGAACCAAGCCUCCCUACUGAGCAUGCAUCAAAAGAGGCAACUUCAGUUGCUGACUCCUGUAGUGGAGAUGGUGAAAUUGAUGAAUUGCAUCUCGAAGCCACCAAUAAGAUGCAUCAAGAUAGUCUAUCUGAUAGCUGUCAGCAAGAGAAUGGAGAAGAAAUCAGUGAAAAGGAUGUUUCUGUUCCAGAUAUUGGCAACCUUGAGCAAACUAAGGCCUUGAUUGCUUCCCUUGAGGCUGGAUUGAGGUUCUCGAAGUGCAUGUCAGCUAGUAUGCCGAUCCUCGUUCAAUUAAUGGCUUCAUCUUCUGCCACUGAUGUUGAGAAUGCUAUUCUCUUGUUGAUGAGGUGUAAGCAGUUCCAAAUUGAUGGCGCAGAAGCUUGUCUCCGUAAAAUUCUGCCUCUGGCCUUCUCUCAGGAUAAGUCUAUCUAUGAGGCAGUAGAGAAUGCUUUCAUCUCAAUCUACAUAAGGAAAAAUCCAAUUGACACGGCAAAACAGCUGUUGAACCUUGCCAUAGAUUCGAAUAUAGGAGAUCAGGCAGCACUUGAGUUUAUUGUUAAUGCUUUAGUGUCAAAAGGCGAAAUAUCUAGCAGUACGGUAUCGGCUCUUUGGGACUUCUUUUGCUUUAACAUCAAUGGGACAACUGCAGAGCAAAGUCGUGGGGCUCUAUCUAUCCUUUGCAUGGCUGCAAAGUUGUCUCCUAAGAUUCUUGGAUCACACAUACAGGAUAUUCUUGAUAUAGGGUUUGGCCGUUGGGCAAAAGUGGAACCUCUACUUGCCAGAACUGCAUGCACUGCUAUUCAGCGGCUUUCUGAUGAAGAUAGGAAAAAGUUAUUGCUCAGCAGUGGCAGCCGAUUGUUUGGUAUUCUUGAAAGCUUGAUCACUGGAAACUGGCUUCCAGAAAACAUAUAUUAUGCUACUGCUGAUAAAGCCAUAAGUGCCAUAUACAUGAUCCACCCAACUCCAGAAGCCUUGGCUUCUACUAUUAUUAAAAAAUCCCUGGGCACUGUGUUUGAUGUAGUUGGACAAGAUGAAGCACAGACUGAUACCGAAAAUAGUACAGUUGAUAUUUUGACUCCAAUUCAAAUAGCAAAACUCAGUAGAUUCUUGUUCACUGUCAGUCACAUUGCUAUGAACCAGUUGGUGUAUAUAGAAUCUUGUAUCCAGAAGAUCCGGAGGCAGAAGACCAAAAAGGACAAAGCGGCUGCUGAAAGUCAGAAUACAGAUGAAAAUCUUGGGACCACACAGGAGAACAAUAGCAUAAAUGCUGAACUGGGACUUGCGGCCUCUGAUGAUGCACUGCUUGACACACUGGCUGAAAGAGCAGAGAAAGAAAUUGUUUCUGGUGGUUCUGGCGAGAAGAAUCUGAUUGGGGAGUGUGCAACUUUUCUGUCAAAGCUUUGCAGAAAUUUUUCUCUGCUGCAAAAGCAUCCUGAACUACAAGCUUCCGCAAUGCUUGCACUAUGCAGGUUUAUGAUUAUUGAUGCAAGUUUCUGCGAAUCCAAUCUCCAGCUUCUCUUCACAGUUGUUGAAAAUGCACCGUCUGAUGUUGUCCGGUCAAAUUGCACCCUUUCCCUUGGAGACUUGGCAGUUCGUUUUCCUAAUCUUUUAGAGCCUUGGACAGAAAAUAUGUAUGCCAGGUUACGGGAUGCUUCAGUUUCUGUCAGGAAAAAUGCUGUCCUGGUCCUUUCACAUCUUAUAUUGAAUGAUAUGAUGAAGGUGAAAGGGCAUAUUUAUGAAAUGGCUAUAUGUAUAGAAGAUGAUGUGGAGAGGAUCUCUAGUCUCGCAAAACUAUUUUUCCAUGAACUGUCUAAGAAAGGAUCGAAUCCCAUAUACAAUCUACUUCCUGAUAUACUUGGGCAGCUAUCCAACCGUAGUUUAGAGAGGGAGUCAUUCUGUAAUGUCAUGCAAUUCUUGAUCGGCUCAAUCAAAAAGGACAAACAGAUGGAGGCUCUGGUUGAGAAGCUUUGCAAUAGAUUUAGUGGAGUCACAGAUGGAAAACAGUGGGAAUACAUUUCCUAUUCUCUUUCACUGCUGACAUUCACAGAAAAGGGAAUAAAAAAACUUAUCGAGUCAUUCAAAUCUUACGAGCAUGCUUUGGCAGAGGAUUUGGUGACCGAAAACUUCAGAAGCAUAAUCAAUAAGGGAAAGAAAUUUGCGAAACCAGAACUCAAAGCUUGCAUCGAAGAGUUUGAAGAGAAGAUCAACAAGUUCCACAAGGAGAAGAAAGAACAAGAAGAAACCGCAAGAAAUGCUGAGGUUCACAGAGAGAAAACCAAGACCAUGGAAUCUCUUGCUGUCCUCAGCAAAGUGAAAGACGAACCUGUAGAAGAAUAUGAUGAAGAUGAAGACGUUUCAGACAGUGAAAUCGUUGAUCCAUCAAUGGAAGAAUCAGGCGAUAAUUUGAUUGCAACUGAGUCCGAGAAUGAGGUAUCUGACUCAGAGGAUGAGCCAUCUGACUCGGAGGACGAGCCAGAUUCUGAGGAAAAUGGAACCCCAAAUCCUCGUUCCUUAAACCAAAAGACUAGCGACGGUGAAGAAGGCGAAUCAGAAAGUAAGAGUACAGAGUCAUCGAGCAGCAUUAGGAGAAACCUGAGGUCAGGAAGUAGAAGUUAAAGAAACAAUUGUGUAUAUGUAGAGAGAGAGUGUGUGUCUGGUCAAGUUGCUCAACAUCUCGAGAGCUAUCUUAUAAACUACGUCUCUUUUGGUUACUACUUUGGUUAGAGGAUUCAGUUAAAAUAUGAAGGAAGAAGUAAAUCAGAGGAUUAAGACUUCAGAUAUUGAAGCAUCGACCAUAAUUAUUUGUCUAGUGCUGGUUUAGUAGUGACGAUCUGUAGCCAAAUCUUCCAAGUACGCAAAAACUCUUCUCUUGUAGCCAAAAUCUAUAUAACAUGAAUUAAUUUUGUAUCAAAUUCUUUUUUGUUUUACAUUUUUUUUGGGGCA